CCGCCUCCCUCCCCGCCCCCCGCCCCCGCCUCGCCCCCCUCCGGCUUCCCACCACGGCCUCUCUCGGCGAGGAAACUCUGGCCUCCGCUUCCUCCUCCUCCGACUCGGACACCGGCGGAGCCUCCCCGCCCCCGCGGAAGAAACCCCGAGCCUCGGCGGCGGCGGAGGGGGCAGGAGAGCCCGGGGCCUCGGCGAGCCGCGCAGGCCUCUCCCCGCCGUCCUCGUCCUCCUCGUCGUCCUCCUCCUCCUCCUCCUCCUCGGUGGUGGUAGUGGUGGGACUCCCCCCGGCCGCCCCUCCCGCCGCCGCCCCGCACCGGAGUAGCGGCGGCCACAGCCUGGUCGGCGGCGGCAUCAUGCAGGCCAACGGGGCAGGAGGAGGAGGAGGCGGCGGCGGCGGCGGCGGCGGCGGCCCGGGACCGCAGACCCAGGAGCUCGCCUGCCUGGCGGCCCAGAACGGGGAGUCGUCGUCGUCGUCCCCGUCGCCGUCGCCGUCGUCCGCGGGGGACCUGGCCCACGCCAACGGGCUGCUGCCCGCCGCCCCGGCCGCCGCCGCCGCCGCCAGCAACAAUAGCACCAGCCUGAGCGUCAAUAACGGGGUCCCCGGCGGGGCCGCCGCCACCACCGCCGCCGCCGCCGCGGCCCUGGCCACCCCGGACCUGGGCAGCAGCCUCAAGAAGAAGAAGCGGCUGUCCCAGUCGGACGAGGACGUCAUCAGGCUCAUAGGACAGCACCUGAACGGCUUAGGGCUCAACCAGACUGUUGAUCUCCUCAUGCAAGAGUCAGGAUGUCGUUUAGAACAUCCUUCUGCCACCAAAUUCCGAAAUCAUGUCAUGGAAGGAGACUGGGAUAAGGCAGAAAAUGACCUGAAUGAACUAAAGCCUUUAGUGCAUUCUCCUCAUGCUAUUGUGGUAAGAAGCGCACUUGAAAUCUCUCAAACGUUGUUGGGAAUAAUUGUGAGGAUGAAGUUUUUGCUGCUGCAGCAGAAGUACCUGGAAUACCUGGAGGAUGGCAAGGUCCUGGAGGCCCUUCAAGUUCUGCGCUGUGAAUUGACGCCACUGAAAUACAAUACGGAGCGCAUUCAUGUUCUCAGCGGGUAUCUGAUGUGUAGCCACGCAGACGACCUCCGUGCGAAAGCAGAAUGGGAAGGCAAAGGAACAGCUUCCCGAUCCAAACUGUUGGACAAACUUCAAACGUAUUUGCCACCAUCGGUGAUGCUUCCCCCAAGGCGUUUACAGACUCUCCUGCGGCAGGCGGUAGAACUACAGAGGGAUCGGUGCCUAUAUCACAAUACCAAACUUGAUAAUAAUCUAGAUUCUGUGUCUCUGCUUAUAGAUCAUGUUUGUAGCAGGAGGCAGUUCCCAUGUUAUACGCAGCAGAUCCUUACGGAGCAUUGUAAUGAAGUGUGGUUCUGUAAAUUCUCUAACGAUGGCACUAAACUAGCAACAGGAUCAAAAGAUACAACAGUCAUCAUAUGGCAAGUUGAUCCGGACACACACCUGUUAAAACUGCUUAAAACGUUAGAAGGACAUGCUUAUGGCGUUUCUUAUAUCGCGUGGAGUCCGGACGACAACUACCUUGUUGCUUGUGGCCCAGAUGACUGUUCUGAGCUUUGGCUCUGGAAUGUACAAACGGGAGAGCUAAGGACAAAAAUGAGCCAGUCACAUGAAGACAGUUUAACAAGUGUGGCGUGGAAUCCAGAUGGGAAACGCUUUGUAACCGGAGGUCAGCGUGGGCAGUUCUAUCAGUGUGACUUAGAUGGUAAUCUCCUUGACUCCUGGGAAGGUGUGAGAGUGCAAUGCCUUUGGUGCUUGAGUGACGGGAAGACUGUUCUGGCAUCAGAUACACACCAGCGAAUUCGAGGAUAUAACUUCGAGGACCUUACAGAUAGGAACAUAGUACAAGAAGAUCAUCCCAUUAUGUCUUUUACUAUUUCAAAGAAUGGCCGAUUAGCUUUGUUAAAUGUAGCAACUCAGGGAGUUCAUUUAUGGGACUUGCAAGACAGAGUUUUAGUAAGAAAGUAUCAAGGUGUUACACAAGGGUUUUAUACAAUUCAUUCAUGUUUUGGAGGCCAUAAUGAAGACUUCAUCGCUAGUGGCAGUGAAGAUCACAAGGUUUACAUCUGGCACAAGCGCAGUGAGCUGCCAAUCGCCGAGCUGACGGGGCACACACGCACAGUCAACUGUGUGAGCUGGAACCCACAGAUGCCGUCCAUGAUGGCCAGCGCCUCAGACGAUGGCACUGUCAGAAUAUGGGGACCAGCGCCGUUUCUAGACCACCAGGAUAUUGAAGAGGAAUGCAGUAGCAUGGAUAGUUGAUGGCGAAUCUGGAGCAGACGACUUCUGUUUAACUUAAAUUAGUCGUAUUUUAAUGGCUUGGGAUUUGGUGCAAACAAACAUGAUUGAUAGCUGGACAGACAUGCUCGUCAUGAAAAAGAACCAUUUCUGAAGCCCGGUUGGGGCCAAACAUUUACACCUUGCUUCAUAGUAACCCGUUGAGAUGAAGCACGUCGGUAGAACGUUGUUGGACACCAUGUUGAAUUACCCCCCAUCGGUUGUGAAGAACUGUGCUACAUUCAGGCUUACCCAUUGAACUCAGUACAUAUAUUCCCCCCCUGCCUUUUGUCUGGGGGGAUACCAUUCUUGUUGCUCUUCUGUGUAAUGAAGUUUAAAAUGCUUGUUUGGAAACUUUAUUUAACAGUUUAGAAGGCUUGAUAGAAAGAGUGCAUUAGUCUGGAGAGUAUACAUCGGAUAGGAGAGAAUUCCCUCCUCUUGUUUCUCCAAAUCUUUCCGCCUUAUUUAGCUUGAGAUCUUUGCAGCUUGGUUCAUGGAUUCUAGCCUUGCCCGUUGCACAGUAUAUACAGAUCCAGAUGAUAAACCAGUGAACUAUGUCAAAAGCACUCUCAAUACUACAUUUGACAAAAAGUUUUGUACUUUUCACAUAGCUUGUUGCCCCGUAAAAGGGUUAACAGCACAAUUUUUUAAAAAAUAAAUUAAGAAGUAUUUAUAGGAUCAAAGUGACUUCCUUUGUAUACAUUUGGAAUCUAAACCAGCUUAAAAAACAGUUUCCUCUAUGACUUAGAUGCGCAGUCCAGCUGAUGCUCUUCUGGAAUACCGCCUGAGACAAGGUCAGAAGCAGUGCCGGGAAGGACCUAACACAGGAAACGCAGAGUAAUAAUUGGAAGGUCCCCCCCUCCCCUUUUGUUUUAUUCCUGAAGUAACAUCCUACCUGAUCUUGAAGAGAUUUAAGAUUUAAAAAGGAUUUUAAAUAUAAUGGACAUGAGAGAUCAGUAGGCAGUUUAGGCUUUUGGCAAAGCUUGUUCCGAGUUGUUCUCAGCUUGGGAGUCGUUUGGUGUGAUCUAGCCAGAGAGUAGAAGCCGCAGGUGGAAGUUGGUAGUAUAACUGAGCUCGUUAGAACGCAACAGGUUACAAACACAUCUAACCUGGUUUCACACCUCAUGGUCAUUUCUCUUAAUCGCCCUUAAUAUUUUGACAUGUAGGGAUCCAUCCAUCUAGAGAAGCUUCCCUCUCAGUUUUUCAGAUAUUGCCAUACUGAACCUCAUUCUAAACUGGUGCUGUGGGUAGUCUUUCCCUCUCCCCUCCCCUCUUAGUGUACGGAAAGGUUUCCUUCAUGGAAAAGCACUUUUCAUUUUGAGAAUCUCACUUGCAAAAGAAGCCAAAAGCCCGGUGUUCACAUUGUGCUUUUAAGGCCGGUAACAGCUGAAUGCAGCAUCCUUCAGGCCCCUUUGCAAUUCCCUCCCUUUUUCAGUAGAAGAUACAUAAGUGACCACAGCUGUUACCUUGGGAAGAGGCGUGGGAAUGCCCCCAAAAUACGAUUCUGGUGAAGAAAAUCUUGAGUGAAGUCCCAUUAGGCCCAGCCAAGUCUAUGUCAUUACCGUGAGUAGACUCUGGAGGAUCCACAAAGGAGAGAAAAACAAGGAUGUCAGAAUCCUCCCAUCGGGGCUGGGGAGUUGGGGAUGGCAGCACAGAAACAGGAAGACGGGGAAGGGGAGAAGGAAGAAAAACAUAAUUGGCCUUAAAAAAGCAUGGAUUCUCCCAACAGCUCUCCUAGUCAGAGGAAAGGACAGAUCGUGGUCAGCAGAUUCUUUUAUCAAAUUGGUAUGUAAAAGAUUUCUUUGAAGCUCCAUUUUGCAGAGAUCAUUACUUAGAAUCAAGAAAUUCCUGUUUUGAUACUUCUGAGUUCAGAGACUAUAUGUUACAGUUUAUCUGGUACUUCAUUUUUCUUAACUACAAUUCCUUUUUACUUUAAGCUUGAAUAAAAAAUCUUCCUUGGUAACUGUA
Messenger RNA from Pipistrellus kuhlii (Kuhl's pipistrelle), 4298 nucleotides. It is a transcript of the gene WDR26, whose product is annotated as WD repeat domain 26. The coding region runs from base 354 to 2315 and encodes 653 amino acids. The record is from RefSeq and is a predicted model, not a curated record. Gene Ontology annotation, biological process: proteasome-mediated ubiquitin-dependent protein catabolic process. Lineage: Eukaryota; Metazoa; Chordata; Mammalia; Chiroptera; Vespertilionidae. Gene Ontology annotation, molecular function: protein binding. The transcript has 14 exons. Gene Ontology annotation, cellular component: GID complex.